AUGCGCACCUCUGCCGCAGCUGCGGUGGCGGCUGCGCACGCCGGCAUGCGUGCGCUUCGCACAGCCACUGGUGUCGUUGGCAAUAGCUGUGGUACAUCCCCGCACGCCACGGACGUGUCGGCGCGCCUCGCCGUCGCACCGCCACCCCACUCGGGUCUCACUGUGCCUUCCUUCAUGCGGUGCGGUACGUCGUCUGCUGCUUUUACCACCCGCGCUCACAGCGGCGGUUGCUGCGGGUGUGCAGCUGCGGCCGAGCAGCACCGACGCUGCAGCAGUCACGGCAGCUUCGCCGACAGCAGUCGUCCGUACGUGCCUGGGCAGGCGGUGCAGGAGAUGUACCCGAUCAUCCAGCUCCCGGCACGCUCACUGUGGUGCCGGCAAUACGCGCUGGACGCUCGUCGGGUGGCCCAGGGCGAGUACGCCGGCCUCAUCUCCCAGGUGAAGGAGGCGCGGCACUACUACCAGUACCCGUCGAUGAGCGCGCCGCAGACGGGGUGGAACGUGCAGAUGUUCACCCUCUUCGACAACUCCGUCUUCAUCAACCCCGUCAACCUCGACGAGGUGGCCUGGCGAGCCGAGGCCGCGCAGCAGGGUAUGUCGUGGGUUGCCUUUGAGGAGGAGAAGAUGCGCGAGCUGCGCGCAGAGGGGCUGACCGGGUUCGCCUGGGAGCCGUGCGCGAGCAGCGGGUUUCUGCUGCAUUACAUUGAACGCCCGCUAACGGUGCGGGUGCGGGCGUUGGACGAGCACGGAAAGGCGUUCACCGUGACGCUGGACAAGAUGCGCGCGCGCAUGUCGCUGCAUGAGCUAGAUCAUCUGCAAGGCGUCCUCUUCACGCGGCGCGUGGUGGACACGGACCACGUCGUUCCGAUGGAGGGCUUCGUGACCAUGAGCGACUGGAGCGACGACUACCCCUCGCUGGAGGCGCGCAGCACGUUUCUCUACACCAUCUUCACCCCACCAUAUCGCUUUGUGUCCGACUCCGUGCCGGACGGCAACCUGCUGGACCGCAAGUUCGAGGACGGCAUCUACCCCGGCUGUGAGCAGGAUCGCCAGCAGCGCAUCGAGCUGACGGCGAUGGAGGAGAUUCAACGCAAUGCCUGGCGAAAGGAGAAGGCUAAGCGGAAAGAUGGCGACCAGCAGCGCGGCCGUGGCGAUGUGGCGGCGGUGGAGGGCGACGACGGCAGUGGCGCCGAUGACGCCAGCUGA
Molecule: messenger RNA, 1206 nt
Organism: Leishmania mexicana MHOM/GT/2001/U1103
Lineage: Eukaryota; Euglenozoa; Kinetoplastea; Trypanosomatida; Trypanosomatidae
Exons: 1
Coding region: 1-1206 (401 amino acids)
Biological process (GO): peptidyl-methionine modification
Cellular component (GO): mitochondrion
Molecular function (GO): peptide deformylase activity
Source: RefSeq, a predicted model, not a curated record